AUUAACUCUUGUACUGAGGUGUGGCAGGGUGUGUGCCGGGAGCUGGGCUGGAGGAUUGAUGAAUCCAUUCAGGAUGCAUCACACUGGAAGGGGGUCUACCUGAAGGCUAAAUUGCGCAUGGUGCAGCUGCAGGAUCAGGAGGCCUUUGAGACAUCGUCCCUCAUUGGCCACAGUGCUCGAGUAUACGCCCUCUACUAUAAGGAUGGCCUCCUCUGCACAGGAUCUGAUGACCUCUCUGCCAAAUUAUGGGAUGUGCGCACUGGGCAGUGCAUUUAUGGAAUUCAGACACACACCUGCGCCACAGUGAAAUUUGAUGAACAGAAGCUGGUGACUGGGUCCUUUGACAACACUAUUGCAUGCUGGGAGUGGAGCACAGGAGCUAAAAUCCAGCAGUUCCGUGGCCACACAGGAGCAGUCUUCAGUGUGGAUUACAAUGAUGAGCUGGACGUGCUGGUCAGUGGUUCUGCAGACUUUACUGUGAAGGUCUGGGCUUUGUCUGCUGGUGCCUGUCUCAACACUCUGACUGGACACACCGAGUGGGUCACCAAGGUGAUACUACAGAAGAGUGAAGUAGAAUCUAUGGUGCACAGUCCCGGUGAUCAUAUCCUCCUAAGUGCUGAUAAGUAUGAAAUUAAGGUCUGGCCUUUAGGUAGAGAAAUCAACUGUAAGUGUUUGAAGACACUGUCAGUGUCAGAGGACCGCAGCAUCAGCCUUCAGCCUCGCCUGCAGUUUGACGGGCGCUACAUCGUCUGCAGCUCUGACCUCGGAGUUUAUCAGUGGGACUUUGCCAGUUUUGAGAUUCUCAGGGUGAUAAAAACACAGGACCCAGCUAACCUGUCCCUGCUCAGCUUUGGCGAGGUGUUUGCACUCCUUUUCGACAACCACUUCCUGUAUGUAAUGGAUCUGAGGACAGAGGCUAUCUCUGGCCGCUGGCCUCUGCCAGCCUACAGAAAAUCCAAACGAGGAUCCAGCUUCCUGGCCGGUGUGACCUCCUGGCUCAAUGGCCUGGAUGGGGACAAUGACUCUGGACUGGUAUUUGCCACCAGCAUGCCCGACCAUAGCAUUCACUUAGUACUGUGGAAAGAGAAUGGAUAGAAACAAACAAGGAUUUCAAUGCCCAGACUGCUAGCAUAUGAGCCACCACCAUGUGUGCUCUGGAAUUUCCGAAUCUUAACUGCCACCAUAGAUCAUGCAUGGACCAAAGCAUUUUGUUUUUAUCUGUUUCUUCCUCAGCAUACAGUCCUCCUCAAGACACAAACUGAACCUUUGCAGAUGGAAAUGCAAGGCACUAAGAAAGAUGAUGAAACUAUUACUGAUGUGCUACGCUCAGUUCUAGUUCAGUACUUGCUCCUUUCUGUAAAAAAGCUGUAAACCUCUUGCUGGUCUUCUGAUGUCAGACAAAGAAGAAAAAUUAAUUUUUUAAAGCCUAGAUAUAUCAGUGACAACUUAAAACAAAUGGUAAUAAAGGUUUAAAAAUAAACUUAACAUCAGAAAUCCUUCUGUAGUAGAUUUUAACGUGGAAGUUUAAAUGUUUUUGGCAGAUUUGCUCUAUAAUCAGUUUAGCUCUGUGCUGUGAGAAUAAAGCCCUUUUCAAACUGCACAAAAAGACCUGCUAACAUCUGACUUUUUAAUGUAAUGGGAAAGAUUACCGUACGGUGGCGGCAUGGUAGUGCAGUGGUUAGCAUUGUUGCCAUACAGAUAGAGGGGUCCUGGUUCGAACCCCAAGUUGGGGGAGUCCUUCCGUGUGGAGUUUGCAUGUUCUCCCAGCAUGGGUUACCUCCAGGUAUCCGGCUUCCUCCCACAGUCCAAAGACAUGCAUGUUACUUGGUGACUCUAAAUUGGCAGUAGGUGUGACUGUGAGUGUGAAUGGUUGUCUGUCUUGAUGUUUCAGCCUUGUGAUAGUCUGGCGACCUGUCCUGGGUGUACCCUGCCUCUCGCCCAAUGUUAGCUUGGAUAGGCUCCAGCCCCCUGCAACCCCCAACAGGAAAAUGAAUGAAUGGGAAAGGUUACAAUCUGCAUUCAUGCCAGGGUUAGAUUACUCUGCAGUGGUCACAGGUAUUUAUCGGCUUUGGCUCUGAUAGGCAGUGAUGGAAACUUAACACUUGGUGAAUGCGCUAAUUUAAGACCCUUAACCAGUGAGAUGAGAUGACACAUCACCACAAAAUAUUGUCCGUCUCCACCCAAGCAGCACUCAAACAUCAAUCCAAAUUAGUCUGCACCGAGUAUGAGAGAGAGACUGAAUGUGUAAGAGAUGUAUAAAGAAGAAACCACUGUAAAGUUUUCCACAUGCCUCCAUGCUGCUUUCUACUGUUUACUAGCCUGUUUUCUGGCCUGUCUAUGACGUUGAACGUGGCGCACCAAAAAGUGUGGAAGACAAACUCGCCAGCUGCAGAGUCAUGUAUACAGCUCUGGUCUACUGGCAAUUGGAAAGAAGUCUGUAGCCUAUUUUUAGCCACUUUAUCUGUGUUUAAAUAAUGUGCAUACACAAGCUAAUUUUAGUGCAAAAGUGGUAUAUUUGUAGCUGACCUUUAAUCCAUAGUUUAAUAAUUGGGUGCCAAUUGUGGACACUGACAUUUCCUUACCAGGAUAAGACCAAGUCAAAUGUGCUGUAGCCAGGGAACAUGGCCAACGCCAGGGUGGUCACUGAGCUGAUUUGCUGAAACAUUGGUUUCCUUGAAGAAAAGCUGGGUUGCCUUAAACAGUUACUGUAAAUAAUGGAAAACAUUUCCUUUGACAUCAGAUUUUGACCUCAAAUGAGAUAUUCCUCAAGGUUUUUACAGAUCAUCCCCAAGGAAGCUCUGUACUGAAUUGUAUGUUGAAAAGUGGCUUGGUACAUUGUUGUGUACCAUGUAAAACAUUGUGAGGUUUCAUGUAAUUCACUGAAUAUGCUUUGCAAAGGGAUGUCUGGUUUAAAUGUUAGCUUGAGAAAUGUGAUGUGCCUUUUCAGUUCAUUUGAUGUUACAAACUAGAAUUCUUUUAUAAAUCUGGCACAUUGCAGUAAGCUAAUGACUGCAUUGUAAAUCUUACUUUUAUGUUGAAUUUUUCACAUUUCCUGUGCUUGAACAGUCUAAAAUGUAUAUAGUUAUCUACUUGACAUGACUUGCUUAGUAAAUUGUUUUUGAGUCACUGGCUGUGUGAAACGUCAGGUUUAUUUUUCUAAAGGCCUCGAUGCAUUGUACAGCUGAGUAAGUGACUUCGCAAACAGUUGGCUCUGUGCAAAAUUCCCAUUUCAGCGUUAAUAGAAGAUUUUAGUGGAGGAUUUUCCUGGCAUAACGAGAAACUGUGAAAUCAUGCCUUGUUCUCAUGCAUCAGGUUCAGCGUCACGUCUCAAAUUGGUUUUCUGCUUCUACAAAAGUGAAAUUUUGAUCAUGAGUGAGUGCUUUCCCCAAGAAUUUGUCUUCCUUUGCAUUAGGCAGGCCACAGAUAACCAUGGAUUGAAAUGUUUUCAUGUGCACCAAACCUCACUUAUGACUGAUUAGUUUUUAUUGUAGACAUAUUCUAACACAUGGCUAUUUGUACACAGCACAUGUACAGGCUGUUCUUGGUUUAGUUUUUUUUCUAAUCUAAUUAA
Epinephelus moara (kelp grouper) is the source of this 3571-nucleotide messenger RNA. It is a transcript of the gene fbxw2, whose product is annotated as F-box and WD repeat domain containing 2. NCBI's taxonomy places the organism in Eukaryota, Metazoa, Chordata, Actinopteri, Perciformes, Serranidae. Bases 118 to 1095 code for a protein of 325 amino acids. Gene Ontology annotation, molecular function: protein binding. The record is from RefSeq and is a predicted model, not a curated record. The transcript is spliced from 6 exons.